CUUCCGUCUGUCCGUAGCACUCCAGAAACAGUGAGUGUGCUGUUACCGGCACUCAGCUCAAACCUGCCGCCGGGAAUGAUCUUGUUAUUCUCCUCAAGCCACAGUUAGACCUGCGGUGAGAGAUUUAUUGGAAGAAAAGCCGACAGCUGGAAAGAAGCCACGACUGAGAACGAGGGAACAGCGACAAGUGAACCAGCCCGAGGACUGAGAGUACCAACUGAAGAGAAAAAGAGUUUUCAUUGAUUCAGUCAGGAGAAAGUCUGAGCCUCACCAGCAGGUGGAGCUGUCCUGCAGAGCGACCAAAGUGUGAACAAGACGACGACAAUCAACAAUCGUCAGUCAGAAUCAGAAUGGACAAAGAGCCAGAGUUUACAAUCUCCGACCUCCUGGCAGAGGGGGAGGAAUAUCGACUGUACCAACUGACAAAGUUCUACAGGGACAGACUCAAACAAGCAAUUGAAGAAAAGGUUGAGAGACUCGGUUUGAUGUUGACAAAGGAGGGACAUUUCAGUAGAGAAGAAAAUGAGAAAGUCACUGAGCUGACAGAGAAGGGAAACCGGGCAGAGAGUUCCAGACUCUUCCUCAGUCUGGUGAAUGGCAAAGGCUCCCGGGCCCGGAGGGCGAUGUGGGAAUCCUUCCUGAUGUGGAGGACUGAGUUACCGAAGUUGGACAGAAUACUGAGGGAAAUACAGGAGCUCGGUCCUGAUCCACAGGAAUACAUGAACAUCGCCCAAGGUUUAUCGGAAUUACCCACUCAGCUGAUAGAUGUCCAACAGAAACACAAGGAGACUCUGCGGACACGAACUGAAACACUGAGAGUGAACACGAUCCUGAUGACGGAGAAGGUGAAGGUUUUCCAGCUGGCUGAUCGAUACGCUGAGCUCACGGUCAUUUCUACUGUUCGAGAUCGGACACUGGUGGAACAUGAGCUGCUGGCAAGAGGCAGAGACCAUGAGCAUUAUAGAGAGAAACAACUCCGCAGACAGCUGGAAAAAAUCCAGACUGAUCAGUUAUUCCAGAGCAGCUUUUCCCGGAGUGAAUCCAAGUCUGGGAGUUCAGCAGCAGUGGCCGGAGUCCCGGGGAUCGGGAAAACAACGAUG
This is a messenger RNA of Hypanus sabinus (Atlantic stingray), 1100 nucleotides long. RefSeq lists its product as uncharacterized. The record is from RefSeq and is a predicted model, not a curated record. The annotation marks the transcript as partial. NCBI's taxonomy places the organism in Eukaryota, Metazoa, Chordata, Chondrichthyes, Myliobatiformes, Dasyatidae. The transcript is spliced from 7 exons.